Molecule: messenger RNA, 859 nt
Organism: Diuraphis noxia (Russian wheat aphid)
Lineage: Eukaryota; Metazoa; Arthropoda; Insecta; Hemiptera; Aphididae
Product: protein D3-like
Source: RefSeq, a predicted model, not a curated record
AUGUUUUUAGUUCAUUUACCGUCUACUCACGUAUUGGUUCAGACACCUUAGAUAUCAGCUUUACCUGUAGUAGGUAAUAGGCUAUUGGUUAACUAAUUUUCAAAAUACAAAUAUGUGGCACUUUAGCUUGUGCUUAAUAUGUAUCACGGUCGGCGUUUCUGCACAAAUAUCAAAUGUCGAUCAAGCCAUGAAAAAUCAACAAGUUGUACCUCACGUAAUUCCAGAUGCUCCAAAAGAAAUUAUACAAGUAAAUUAUUUGAGUGGCGCGGAAGCAUUACUUGGCAAUGAACUUACACCUACUCAAGUGAAAGACCAACCGUCAGUUAGUUGGAAUGCUGACCCUAGUUCAUUUUACACGCUAUGUUUGACCGAUCCUGAUGCUCCGAGUCGCGCUGAACCUACAAUAAGAGAAUGGCGUCAUUGGUUGGUGGGAAACAUACCCGGUGGAAAUGUGAACAUGGGAGAAACACUUACCGGAUACAUAGGUUCUGGACCUCCACCAAAAACAGGAUUACAUCGAUACGUGUUUUUAGUAUACAAACAACCAUGCAAAUUAUCAUUCGAUGAGCCGCGUGAAAGCAAUAGAUCUAUCGAACAUCGUGAAAAAUUUUCAAUCAAUAAAUUUGCAUUGAAGUACAAUUUAGGAACACCCGUGGCUGGUAAUUUUUAUCUAGCCCAAUACGACGAUUAUGUUCGAAUUCUAUACCAACAAUUUGGAAUUAAUCUAUGAUCUAUCUUAAUUCAACAAUAAGUAGCAAAAAUAGUAACUCUAUAUUAUUUAAGUGGUCACAAAAAAAAAAAAAUUAUACAGAAAAUAAUAAUAUUUAAGCGACUAUUUGAGUUUCAAAGUCUAUGGUAU